Messenger RNA from Carassius auratus (goldfish), 3420 nucleotides. It is a transcript of the gene smarcc1b, whose product is annotated as SWI/SNF related BAF chromatin remodeling complex subunit C1b. Gene Ontology annotation, molecular function: protein binding. NCBI's taxonomy places the organism in Eukaryota, Metazoa, Chordata, Actinopteri, Cypriniformes, Cyprinidae. The transcript has 28 exons. Gene Ontology annotation, cellular component: synapse. The record is from RefSeq and is a predicted model, not a curated record. Gene Ontology annotation, biological process: cell projection morphogenesis. The coding region runs from base 293 to 3205 and encodes 970 amino acids.
CAUAUGAUUAACUAAUAACGUUUCAUUUCAGUGUUAAAUUUAAAUAGCGAUGUUUAAAUUUGAGUAUGACUGCUGCACUAGUGUUUUGCCUUCCUAAACUUAAAUAUCCAACAGAUUUUUGGUUUAUUGUUUUCUUCUACUUUGUGUACUUGGCGGAAUAAUAGGCGGAAUAAUAGCAAGUGUUCAGUAUGUAGUACGCAGUUGGCGUCUUUGGCGCUGUUUGUUUUGGCCUCACCGCUAGAGGCACUGUCUGCAGUCAUUCUGGGCAGCGAAUGCUAAUUAGCAUGUAACAAUGGCUACACAAGCGCUAGGCUCUGUUGCUGGAUCUACGACGAGUCAAGCCGGCUGUAGCUCUUCAUUGAGCCGAAGAAUGGACGGUGGACCGUGCUGUAAAUUCUGGGAAAGCCCGGAAAUAAUCUCUCAGUUGGAGACGGUUCGCAGUUGGAUUGGAAAGUAUUAUAAAAAGUAUGUACAGCCUGAUGCUCCCUCCAGCAAGUCUCUGUCUGGGCUGGUCAUCCAACUGUUGCAGUUUCAGGAAGAUACAUUUGGCCAUCGAGCAAAUAACCCAAGGUUUACAAAACUACCAGCAAAGUGUUUUCAGGACCUAAGGCCAGGUGGUGCUCUCUGCCAUAUUCUGGGAUCAGUGUACAAGUUCAAGACCGAACAGGGCUGGAGACGCUUUGAUCUUCAGAACCCAUCCAGAAUGGAUCUCAAUGUGGAGAUGUUCAUAUCUGUGGAGAAAACUCUGACACAGAAUAACUUAUUAAGCAGACCUGUGGUGUACCUGUCUCCUGAUCUUGAGCAGAAGCAAGCUCUUAAACUCAAAGACAUUGUUGAGCGACACCAGGGCACAGUGACAGAGGAGAAGUCACACGCCUCCCACCAAAUAUACCCAUCCCCCUCCACAGCAGAUGAAGAAGAGUGGCUUAGACCAGUAAUGCGAUUGGAUCGGCAAGUGAUGGUUCAUUGGGGCAUGUUUCCAGACAGUUAUGACUCCCUUAUAUCAGCAAGUGAUGUAGAUGGAGAAGUAGAGGAACCUCCCAACCCAGACAGGUGCCGGAAGGUUCGUGCUAAAUGGGUUCUCGACACAGACUCGUAUAAUGAGUGGAUGAAUGAGGAAGAUUAUGAGAUCGAUGAGAAUGGGAAUAGUAUGAGUUUCAGAAGGCGUAUCUACCGAAGCACAGAGAAGGAACAGAAACCUGGAAAGAAGCGGCGACGCUCCCCGUCUCCACCUCCUUCUGAAUCUAAAAAGAAAGGAGGAAAGAAAAGUAGCUCAGGUGUGUAUAAGAGGCGUGGUCUGCCAGAGGAAGCGGAGCCAGAGGAAGACCUCACUAAAGACAUGGAAGAUCCCACACCUGUCCUUAACAUGGAGGAGGUCAUUCUGCCUAAAAAUGUGAACCUGAAAAAAGACAGUGAAAACACUCCAGUCAAAGGAGGCAUUAUGGCUGAUUUAGAUGACCAGGAAGAAGACCUGCUUUCAGGUGUCAGAGAUGAGGAGGAGCAGAGGGAGUUCGGCCGUGGGAUGGAGGGGGAGGAGAGUGCCACAGAGCAAACGCAUCACAUCAUUGUGCCCACCUAUUCCUCCUGGUUCGACUACAACUGUAUUCAUCAGAUAGAGAGACGAGCUCUGCCUGAGUUCUUCAAUGGCAAGAAUAAGUCCAAAACACCAGAAAUAUAUCUUGCAUACCGCAACUUCAUGAUUGAUACAUACCGGCUAAACCCUCAGGAGUAUUUAACCUCAUCCUCCUGUAGACGAAACCUGACCGGAGAUGUGUGUGCACUUAUAAGGGUUCAUUCAUUUUUGGAGCAGUGGGGGUUGAUCAACUACCAGGUAGAUGCAGAAAGUCGACCCCUCCCCAUGGGUCCGCCCCCAACACCACACUUUAAUGUUCUUACAGACUCACCGUCUGGACUCGUCCCACUACAGCACAGACCCUUACAGGUUUCCGCUUCUCAGCAUAUGUUGCAUUUCCCAGAAAAACUGAGAGAAAAACCGUCUGACCUGCAGAACUUUGGUUUGCGGACUGAUAUUUAUGCUAAGAAACAUCCAAAGAGUAAAGGUGCAAGCGCAGGGGGAGAAUGGACAGAACAGGAAACACUCUUACUUUUGGAGGCUUUGGAGAUGUAUAAAGAUGACUGGAAUAAGGUGUCAGAGCAUGUGGGCAGUCGCACACAGGACGACUGUAUUCUUCACUUCUUACGGUUGCCCAUAGAGGACCCAUACCUAGAGAACUCUGAAGCCUCAAUGGGUCCUCUGGCCUAUCAGCCUGUCCCUUUCAGCCAGUCAGAAAACCCUGUAAUGAGCACGGUUGCUUUUCUUGCAUCUGUGGUUGACCCUCGAGUGGCCUCUGCAGCCGCCAAGGCAGCUUUAGAGGAAUUCUCAAAAGCAAGAGAAGAGGCCCCACCAAAGAUAUUCAGUGCCAGCUUUCACAAAACACAGCCACUUGGGCAUAAUUUAGAUCCGGCCUUUACACUCCAAACGGGCAGCAUUGCGGAACUUGAUCCUGACCAUUCAGAAAAGACUGAUAUGAGUGGUAUAGAAACAAUGAACACUGAAUAUGAACCGCAUGAAAAGCUUGAGGGUGACAGCAUCUUGGGAGAGGGAGAGCGUGUGAAGAACGAGGAGAAAGAAGAGAGUGAAGGAGAGAGCACAGCAGAGAAGAGUUUUGACAUGGGUCUCACCCAAGGGGACAGGGAGGUGAUGAAGAGGAGGGUGGAGGGAAGCAUUGCCACAGCUGCUGCUGCAGCACUGGCCUCCGCAGCUACCAAAGCAAAGCACUUGUCUGCAGUAGAAGAGAGGAAAAUCAAAUCUCUGGUGGCUCUGCUGGUUGAGACUCAGAUGAAAAAGUUGGAGAUCAAACUGAGACACUUUGAAGAGCUGGAGACCAUUAUGGAUCGGGAAAAAGAGGCUCUGGAGCAGCAGAGACAGCAGUUAUUGUCGGAGAGGCAGAACUUCCACCUGGAGCAGGUGAAAUAUGCUGAGAUGAAGGCACGGCAGAAUGUAGAACAGCAGCAACCAGCAGGAGCUACACAGAGCAGCAGUAGUACAGCCCAAUCCAACCCUCUUCACCACGGUCGUUCUGCGGUCAGUGCUGGUACUGGAGAGAUUGUGGGUGCUCGGCACUCUGGUGCUCCCAAUGGCAUGUGCGAUGGGGGCACACCCAUGCAACGUCUUCACAACGCCUUAAGACCCAAACUCAGUUAGAUGACAUCAUUAUCCACAUUCAGCUUUACAAUAGCACCUCUUCUGUGUAUAUUUAAUAUUUUUUUAAACAUUGAUGCUGGCAUAUAAGGGUCAGAUUUGAGGCUUUUCGUUGCCAUAUCUGUCUGUACUUAAUGUUUGUACAUCUGUUUUUGUAUUGCCACCAAGUGCUAAAAUAUUGGUUUUAGUAAGAAUAAAUAUUUUAUAUGAAGUUAUAA